Molecule: messenger RNA, 2114 nt
Organism: Lytechinus pictus (painted urchin)
Lineage: Eukaryota; Metazoa; Echinodermata; Echinoidea; Temnopleuroida; Toxopneustidae
Product: synergin gamma-like
Exons: 5
Coding region: 1-1872 (623 amino acids)
Cellular component (GO): clathrin coat of trans-Golgi network vesicle
Source: RefSeq, a predicted model, not a curated record
AUGGCUCGCAGAGGUCAAAGAUCCGACCUACAUGUUGUGUAUCAUACACCAACGGAAGAUGAUGAUGAGUCUUUUGAUGACUUCAAGUCUGCUCCUUCUGAUAGUGGACCUGCUGAAUCAGAGCUGGAUCCGUCUCCGGUACCAUUCCCUCCUGGGCAUGGUCUCAAGUCAUCGGCCAGUCCUGUUGGUCAAGUAAAACAUUCUGCAGGAGCUAGUCAUGUACCAGUCUUAGUCCCACCAAAAGGAAUGUCUUCUAGUACCUUUACUGCAAUAGCACCUCCACCACACAAAACUAAACCAGGAAGCAAUGCAGUGAGACUGUGUGGAUCAGAAGAGAAGCUGAGGACAGGAAAUGAUGACUUUGGAGAUUUUAAGGCAGCUGGUGGUGAGGCCCCAAUCCCUUCGCUUGGUCUAAAAGGAAAGGACGAAUGGGGAUCAUUUGCUGGACAACAGUUCAAGCAUUCUGCUUCAGAAUCAAAUCUGCAAGGAUUGAAUGAUCGCUAUGCAGCUCUGCGUGAUAUGGGAAGUAGUCUCUUUGAUUCAGACCCACUAACUACAAGCCAGCCUGCCAUUGGUGUAGCAGGAAAUGAGGAGGGUGAGUUCGCAGAUUUCCAACAAGCAGGUGUCCUUCCUGUAUCAUUGUCUGACACAGCAAGCAUGAAUAUUCCUGGAAAUCAAGGAAGUUCUUUUUCAGUGACUGAACAUCAUCAUCAGCAAAACCUUGGUUUUGCUGCAUUUUCUCCUCCAAAAGAAGGGUCUGACUGGGCAGAAACAGCAAAGCAAGAUAGAGAUAUUACAACAUCUAGUCCCCAUGAAGAGGAAUUUGAAGGCUUUUUUAGUACAAGGUCCAAUGAUUCAAAUAAAGAUGUAAAAAACCAAAAUGAUGAAGUGGUCACUGAUAAAUAUAGCUCAUUGGCUGGACUGCACUCCUUUUUAGUGGAUAAAGAUGAUGAAGUGGAAGAGUCUUUCUUUGGAGAUUUUCAGGCAAGUUUGAAACCUCAUGCACCAACCUCUUCUGCAUCAGGAUCAUCAAGUAAAACUUCUGUGGUGCCAUCAAACUCUGGAAUUACUUUGUUCCGUCUUACCCCUCCUCCCAUGACAUCAUCCUCUCCUAGUGAAGAUACUCCAGGUGAUGAUCGUUUCAAUGCGCUCAGAGAUCUUUCAGCUGUGGAUCCGUUUGAUGAUGUUGUUACUUCUCCAGGCAUAGAUGGUACAGGGGCUGACUAUUAUGAAACACAGUUUACUACUGUAGAGAAUGUAAAAGUAUCCCAUAAAGCAGAAUUAGAAUUAGAUGAUUUAAACAUUAAUGACCUUCCCCAGACAACUCCACAUGAAUUGGAACUCACUCUUGACACUCCAAGUAGCACCACAAAUAAAUCUUUUCCAAUUGGGUCCAUCAAUCAAUUAGAUUUGAAAAACUAUGACCUAGAUCUGACCAUGGAAAGCAAUGCUAAAGGGAUUACUAAUGAGCCAAGAGAGAGGGUUGAAUCAUUUGGUGAUUUUACUGCAGCCAGUACAUCUGAACAGGCUCCUUGUGCUAAAGAUGAUUCUGGAGGAUUAUCUUCAUCAAGUGGUCCCCCUCCCUCUGCUUCUGUACAGAGUGAAACAUCAUUCUUUGGAGAUAGAUACUCUCAAGUUGCUGGUGAUUCUUCUAAUGAAGGACGCCAUUCAUCUGAAUGGGAGAAGUGUCUCAUCAAGUGUUAUGAAGUGAUGAGUAAAGCAAACUCGAUCUUCAAUAACAUAAGUACUUCAUCAGUUUGUAGUGAAGUUAUUGGAUCAUCUGCAGGGGUUGAUUAUUUAACAGGUGUCAUAGAAGUGUACAGAGUUGCAUGUAGAAUAAUAACAUCCAUACAAGCAUUAGGUAAGUAUUGAUGAAGAAAGUGUAGUUUAAUUUGAAUUAGGGUUAUUUUACAAUCAGGGUACUAUCGGUGAAUUGCCUUCUGUGCAUCAUGUGUAUACAUGUAUAUUCCAACCUGUCCUGUCCAACCUUCCUUUAUGUUAGUGCAGCAUACUAAACCAGAAUUUUUUCUUAAUCUAAUAAUUACUUGAGGCAAUGGGAAUUCAACUUCAAUUAAACUUUCCUACACAAAUUCACAUAACAUACAGACACAUUG